GAUGCCGAUGCCGGCCGAAUACCACGAGGGCCACGGUAACCACGAGAACGCCAAUUUCGCUCUCGGGACCACGCAGGACGCCAACAACAUGACGGCCAACAUGUACCGGGUGGGAGAUUACGUGUAUUUUGAGACUUCCACCUCGUCGCCGUAUCAGAUUAGGAGGAUAGAAGAAUUAAAUAAGACCGCGAACGGGAAUGUGGAAGCAAAAGUCAUGUGUUUCUUCAGGCGGAGGGAUUUGCCGACUACCUUAGUUAUGCUAGCAGACAAACAUCAAUUGGCAAGCGCGGAGCAGCAGAGGUCAGAAUCCCCUGCGAGUACACAGAAUCAGAAACUCGAGAAUCCCGACACUACUAAGGAAAUGACUAAUAAAGAUGGUAUCGGGCCCAAAGUGAUGAUCAAAGGGGGCGGGAAAGGGGGCUGGCUGAAGGCCCCAUUAUCAGAGGCCCAAGAGCCCCAUGGGAUGGAAGAAGGUGUUCCUGGAGGAGUAACAGAAUUAAGUUCUAAGCAACGUCACCAAAUGAAACACAGAGAGCUGUUUUUAUCGCGACAAGUGGAGACUAUGCCGGCUACGCACAUCAGAGGCAAAUGCUGUGUUACGUUAUUAAAUGAAACGGAAUCCUUGACGAGCUAUCUAAAUAAAGAGGAUUCAUUUUUUUAUUGUUUAGUAUUUGAUCCUGCUCAGCGUACUUUGCUUGCUGAUAAAGGCGAAAUUAGAGUAGGUAAUAGAUAUCAAGCAACAGAAAUACCGGCGGUAUUGACAAUGUCAGAAAGAGAAGCGGAUACUCGCAGAUUACAAGACUUGGAGACUUUAGUUUGGACUCCGAAACACAAUUUGACAGAUCGUCAGAUUGAUCAAUUCCUCGUCGUUAGCAGAUCAGUAGGCACCUUCGCGAGAGCCUUAGACUGUUCAUCCUCCAUUAAGCAGCCCUCCUUGCACAUGUCCGCAGCUGCUGCAUCUAGAGACAUUACUCUGUUUCACGCGAUGGACACAUUGCACCUGCAUGACUACGAUUUAUCGAAUGCCUUAGCGUCUCUAGUACCUAGUACGGGUCCCGUAUUGUGUCGAGAUGAGAUGGAGGAAUGGAGCGCAUCCGAGGCGAAUCUGUUCGAAGAAGCGCUCGAAAAAUAUGGAAAGGACUUUGCGGACAUACGAGCGGACUUUUUACCAUGGAAAACGUUGAAGAACGUAAUUGAGUAUUAUUACAUGUGGAAAACGACGGAUCGGUACGUUCAACAGAAAAGAGUGAAAGCUGUAGAAGCGGAGAGUAAGCUGAAGCAAGUUUACAUACCGAAUUAUAACAAAACCCCUACAUCGACAACCGCUCCUUCCACCGCUACGAUUGUACCUCUGGGUAAUAGUAAUAGCAACAGUAAUGGAAAGCCAAUCAGUGUUUUGAACGGUAACAGUAAUGGCAGCAUGGUGGGUGAUAAUUCCGGAAUACUUAUGGUUGGAGUGGGUGGGAGACCUUGCGAGAGUUGUCAGGCCCUUCAGAGUCCACAGUGGUUCACCUGGGGACCGACGCAAAUGCAAUAUCGUCUCUGUCAAGCUUGUUGGACAUAUUGGAAGAAGUAUGGAGGACUCAAGGUGCCGUCGCGCAUAGACGACGUCGAUCUUGACAGGAAACGCGCCGGCGCCGGUUCGGACGAAGAGAGCAAGGGGAUGGGCGGCGCGCACAGGCCGCAUCGAUGUAGCAUUCCCUCCUGUGGCAAGGAGUUCAAACUGAAAGCUCACUUGAGCCGUCACUACGCGAGCGCGCAUGGAGUGGAUCUGCGCGGCACCGCCGGAAGCGGCGGCGGCGGCGGCGGCGGAUCGCCGCGGCCGGUCAUGAAGACCCGGUCCGCGUUCUACCUGCGCACCUCCUUGCUAGCGCGCGCUGCGCGACGUCUGUGCGCCGCACAAUUGCGCACACGUCACGCCGCGCGAGCGCCCCAUCAGCCGGUGAAUGCCGCGCCGUUGCGGCACCUAUGCGCCCAGCUGGCAUCUAAAACACCUACGGAAAUAUGUAUCCUUGCACGCACCGUACGACCUCGGCCGCGUCCUCAAGUGAUCGACAUCGCCUCGCGCCUAGGGGAUCAUCCAGCACCUCGGCAGCCUGGUGAUUGGGACUGGUUGACACUAACUGCCCCAGCACAACGCAAACAGCCCGAACGAGUCUCAUUUCCACGUCCGCCUAAGGCACCCGACGGCAGUCUUUUGUACGAGAGGGUACCAAAUAAACCUGAAGUGGACAGGCUCACAUUGACGCCACCCCAGCCCCAGCCUGUCAUGUCGACCCAACAGAAUAUCUUGAAACGCCCAAGAUCAUUCGAUGAAAUUAACGGUUCAGAUGGUAUCGCUCUGAACACCGGACUUCCUUCUGGUGCACCGUCUGCAAAAAGAGCUCAUCAUCCGCAGCAACUGCAUCCGAAGCAUACGCUGGAACAUCCCGCGCCCGCAGUUCUUCCUCUCGCGCCGCCUCUUAACGGCAGAGCCUCUCAUCCGUUGCCUCACGGUCCGCCGUUGUCCAGAAGUAACGCACGUAAGCAAGUCAUGUCGUGGAUGGACGCACCCGAUGAUGUCUACUUCCGUGCCACCGAACAGAUCAAAAGAGCUAGAAGAGCUCUGUCUUCGGUGGAGUUACGAAGAGCAGCGCGCAAACCAUGGCGCAGAAUGUCGCUCCCCCUGAAUCCGCUUCACCUCCAAAGAGCAGGUCGCCAAGACGAAAUGGUUGUCAUCUUGGAUUGAAUUCGCAUAAAUAAGAUGAACACAAGCGAAUAUUGUAUGUCGGUUCGCUAAUUGCGAGGCAUGACUCUGUUAACGUAAUCUUUAACAAGUGAAACUACAUUUAGUGGAAAGGUCACAGUUUCGUGUAUUAUCAUCAGCAGCUCCGAUGGAUCAAACAACAAUCAUUAACUUAAAAA
Molecule: messenger RNA, 2904 nt
Organism: Acromyrmex echinatior (Panamanian leafcutter ant)
Lineage: Eukaryota; Metazoa; Arthropoda; Insecta; Hymenoptera; Formicidae
Gene: MTA1-like
Product: metastasis associated 1-like
Biological process (GO): negative regulation of transcription by RNA polymerase II
Cellular component (GO): NuRD complex; nucleoplasm
Molecular function (GO): transcription corepressor activity; histone deacetylase binding; transcription coactivator activity
Source: RefSeq, a predicted model, not a curated record